This is a messenger RNA of Odobenus rosmarus divergens (Pacific walrus), 2755 nucleotides long. RefSeq names its product multiple EGF-like-domains 9 (gene MEGF9). Gene Ontology annotation, cellular component: basement membrane. The transcript is spliced from 7 exons. Gene Ontology annotation, biological process: axon guidance. Lineage: Eukaryota; Metazoa; Chordata; Mammalia; Carnivora; Odobenidae. Gene Ontology annotation, molecular function: extracellular matrix structural constituent. The record is from RefSeq and is a predicted model, not a curated record. The coding region runs from base 128 to 1939 and encodes 603 amino acids.
GGGGCCGGCCGCCUGUCAGAGGGAGGUGGCGAUGGUGCGCCCGGUGGCGGUGGCGGCUGCGGCGGCUUCCCUAGUCCGAGCGCAGGGAGGAGAAGAUGACUGACCGACCGACUGAAGGACUGAAUGAAUGAAUGGCGGAGCCGAGCGCGCCAUGAGGAGCCUGCCGAGCCUGGGCGCCCUCGCCCUGUUGUGCUGCGCCGCCGCCGCCGCCGCCGCCGCCGCCGCCGCCGCCGCCUCAACAACCUCGGCGGGGAAUGUCACCGGUGGCGGCGGGGCCGCGGGGCAGGUGGACGCGUCUCCAGGCCCGGGGCUAGGGGGCGAGCCCAGUCGCCCUUUCUCUAAGGCGACGACUCCCACGGCCCAGGCCCCGAGGACCGGAGCGCCGCGCACUACUGUCCACCAGCCCCUGGCUGCGUCCUCGUCAGCCCAAUCCCCGGAGACCACCCCUCCUCGGGCGACGGCCGGACCCGCCACGACCACCUUCCAGGCGCCGCUCAGCCCCUCGCCGACCGCCCCUCCGGCGGUGGACCGUACUCCGACCACCCCUCGCGCGACAACCAGACCCGCGCCGACCACCCUCUCGACGAGCACUGGCCCGGCGCCGACCACCCCCGUUGCGACCACCAUCCCGGCGCCCACCACUCGGCUGAGCCCGACCCCCGAGCUCCCCGGCGGCAGCAGCGUCCCGCCCACCCCACCUGCCACCGAGGCCCCCUCUCCCCCUCCCCCAGAUGAUGCAUGUAACUGCUCUGUGGUGGGAAGCCUGGACGUGAAUCGCUGCAACCAAACCACAGGGCAAUGUGAGUGUUGGCCACCUUAUCAAGGGCUCCGCUGUGACACCUGCAGGGACAGUUUUUACCUGAAUCACACUUCUGGGCUUUGUCUGCCGUGUGACUGUAGUCCACAUGGAGCCCUCAGCGUGCUCUGCAGCAGUUCUGGGAAAUGCCAGUGCAAAGUGGGUGUCACCGGCUCUACAUGUGAUCGAUGCCAAGAUGGAUAUUAUGACUUUAGUAAGAGUGGCUGCUUGCCCUGCCGAUGUAAUAAUCGGUCUGCCAGUUGUGAUGCCCUCACAGGUGCUUGUUUAAACUGCCAGGAAAAUAGCAAAGGGAAUCACUGUGAAGAAUGCAAAGAAGGAUUUUAUCAGAGUCCUGGUGCCACGAAAGAAUGUCUUCGCUGCCCUUGUUCAGCUGUGACAUCGACGGGCAGCUUCUCUUUAAAAUUGGGUGAAUUGGAACCUAGGUGUGUCCAGUGUAAAGAGGGUUACACGGGCCGGAACUGCAACACGUGUGAAAACGGCUAUUACAAUUCUGACAGCAUCUGCACCAAGUGCCAAUGCCAUGGCCACGUGGACCCAAUUACAGCUCCAAAGAUCUGCAAGCCCGAGAGCGGUGAAUGCAUCAGCUGCCUGCAUAACACCACUGGGUUUUGGUGUGAGAACUGCCUAGAAGGCUUUGCCCGAGACCUCGAGGGAAAUUGCAUCAAGAAAGAAGUUAUUGUUCCAACACCUGAAGGUUCUACCAUUUUGGUUUCCAAUGCCUCUUUGACCACAUCAGUGCCCACCCCUGUUAUAAAUAAUACAUUUACCCCCACAAUCCUGCAGACUAUCUUUUCAGUAAGCUCUGCUGAAAACAGCACAUCAGCAUUAGCUGAUGUUUCAUGGACCCAGUUUAACAUCAUCAUUUUGACAGUCAUCAUCAUUGUGGUGGUGCUGCUGAUGGGAUUUGUGGGGGCUGUCUAUAUGUACCGGGAGUACCAAAACCGGAAACUCAAUGCUCCCUUUUGGACCAUCGAGCUGAAAGAAGACAAUAUCAGUUUCAGCAGCUACCAUGACAGCAUUCCCAAUGCAGAUGUGUCAGGACUCUUGGAAGAUGAUGGUAAUGAAGUAGCUCCCAACGGGCAACUGACCCUGACGACACCCAUACAUAACUACAAAGCCUAAGGAGCUAGAACCGUUGUCUGGAUUGUUAGACCACAGUGCUCACUAAGACCACAUCAGCUCCUGGGCCAGAUGAGGCCUGGGUAGAGUUUGCUGAGAACGCAAAGGCGUAGAGUGCAUCUGAAAUUUUUAGGUACAAAUUUGUAAUGCACUUAGCCCAUUACUCUUAGUUUCCCCCAUGAAGAUCUGAAGCAGUCGCUGUCAAUAAGGACUUGUGGUAAAGUAUAUUUUUGUACCAAACUACAUGGGAGUAUAGAAAGGCUGAACCCUGCAGUGCAGCCCACAUCUACUCUGACCUCCGAACAGACUCCUGGGGAAGUGUUCACCAAACCAGCGGAAACAAGAUGGAAGUGGAGGGGGACGGACUGCUGGAAGACUUUUCAUCUCCAUUCCUGAGACACCUUGUUUAAAAGGAGAGUCAGGGAUGAUAUUCCUUUUACUGUGCUAAAAGGCAUCACUGAAGAAAGCUUAAUGUCUGGGCUGUAUCACAAUAAACAAUCUCGACUGUUUUAAAAAAGGGGCAGAAAAGUCUCAAGAAGAUCUUUAGAAAAGCUUGAUUUUUCCUUCCCAAAUUCUUGCUCAAUGAUAGGAUCAAAGCACAGAAUAAGCUUCUAAUGGUAGAAAGAGGAAGGCAACAUCUGGGAGUAGGAAGCUGAUGGUCCUCCUUAGGGUCUCAGUGUAAAUGGUACAUUGUCUAAAAAUAAGGUCUCUUCCUGCCUCUAGAGAAAUAAGGUGUAUAUAGUUAAUGUAGCAUAUCUGGUCAACAUUGUAUUUGUAUCUAUUUGUAAAAAAAAUCAUGUCAUAUUUUAUCAUCUAGAA